ACCCAACUCUGUCUCGCACCCAAAUCGCGACGCAGCUGGUGUCCGAUCCCGCCCCAACCUACCCGCCAACGACCGUGUGCAACCGCGCACCGUCGAUGCGUCUGCACGGCGGCGCGGGCAUGCUGCGCUUGCUGGGCUCUCGGCCGCCGCUCGUAUAGCGCUCGCACCGCGUCCUUGCCGGUGCUCGUCGUUGUUUGCAACAGCUGGGCGUUUACAUGACACGGACGUGGCAACGUCAUGGAAGUGAGUUGCGUGCAUUUAGCGUCGACGGUGACUUUGCCCUUUGGGUGCAUUCUUCAAUUCGCUUCGUACUACGACCAGCAGCAGCAUGGGCAACGCGGCCUCGGACAUCUCGAUCUUUGCCGACGGCGAAAUGGAGCACGAGUUUGCUGCGCACGGCGGCACGGGCGACGUCUCGGUCAAGGAGCUCAUCUCGGAGGGCUACAACAUGGUCAUUGACUCGGUCAUCCGCCCGCCGCGCGCCGCGUACGACCUCGACGAGCUCGGGCCCGAGAAGCUGACGCUGCACGACCCGCUUACGCAAGACGCCGUGUACGCCAAGCGCGUCGACUUUACGCUCCGCAACGAGCGCCACUUGAACCUCUCGUGCUCGCACUGGCAGCUGCUGCAGACCGACGAGCUGACGCCGCGGCCGAGCUCGUGCCUGAUCUACCUGCACUCCAACUUGGGCUCGCGCAAGGACGUGCUCAAGCUCCGCGACGAAGCGCUCGCGCUCGGCUUCUCGGUCCUCGCAUUCGACUGCUCUGGGUCAGGCAACUCGGAUGGCAUCUACGUCACGAUGGGCUGGAACGAGUCGAUGGACCUCAAGAGCGUGCUCGACCACCUGGAGGGAGAUGCGAGUGUCGUCGACGUCGUCUUGUACGCGCAUAGCAUGGGCGGGUACCCCGCGCUCCUCAACAUUGCGAGCCGCGCCCAGGACAAGACGCACGAAGUGGCCAUCGCCGGCGCCAACGUCGACGCGAUUCCCGCGCCGUUCCGCCGCAGCAACAUGACGCCGUACACCAAGCCGAUCCGCGGCCUCGUCCUCGACAGCGCGUACAGCACGAUGGACAUGGUCACGGACGAACUCGUCAUGAGCGUCCGCCAAGAAGGCUUCCAAAUCCCGAAAAUGCUUCUCAAGACGGCCACGAAAUGGGUCGAAAAGUCGGUCGAGAAGCGCGCGGACGUCGACCUCAGCGUGCUUCGACCGGUCGAGUUUGCGCCCAUGUGCAAGGUCCCCGCGCUGCUCGUCUAUGGUCUCAAGGACGAGUACAUCAUGCCCGAGAACGCGUUGGAGCUCGACGCCAAGUACGCAGGGCCGCAUGCGACGAUGGCGCUCGACGUCGACCAUUACGCCAAGCGCGACCUCGACUCGUACCGGACGUCGCUCCUCUUCCUCCGCGUCGUCGUCACCAAGCUCAACGAAGCCAACUACGAAGCGACCUUGUCGCCGCACUUCGAGGACGAGCUGCGCCGCAUCAAGGGCGCCGUCUUUCGCAAGUCGACCGUGUAAUCUGCAUGACACCUUGAUUUUUCAGUCGACUAUGCAUAAGGAUGGACAGACUAAUAGCCAAAACGACAGAAUAGUGUACAAUAUCGUCUAGUGUCAGUAGUAUUUCCGAGUUACCAG
Molecule: messenger RNA, 1630 nt
Organism: Saprolegnia diclina VS20
Lineage: Eukaryota; Oomycota; Saprolegniomycetes; Saprolegniales; Saprolegniaceae
Exons: 3
Coding region: 329-1513 (394 amino acids)
Source: RefSeq, a predicted model, not a curated record